Molecule: messenger RNA, 471 nt
Organism: Nezara viridula (southern green stink bug)
Lineage: Eukaryota; Metazoa; Arthropoda; Insecta; Hemiptera; Pentatomidae
Source: the annotation of a GenBank genome assembly
AGACAUUGUUAACACUUUCAUUGAACACAUAUGUUAUACAAAGUUUCAAGGCUAAAAUAAAAUAAAAUUGAAAAACACUGUUAAACAAACAUUCAAAAUGGAGGAAUCUGAAGAGGAAGAGAUUCCUCCAAAGAUGCUGUGGAUAAGUUCCGAGAGCGAGAAGAGAGAGAAGAAGCGAUUGGCGAACAUCAGCCCUUCCUGGAGCCCGCUGGAGGGGCACCAGAAGAUCACCCUCAACACCGGUGACAUCGCCGAGGAGGGCAUACUCGGCGAGAUGGGUUGGCAGCUGGUUGCCGUCCUCUUCGGCCUCUUGUCCUUCGUGCUCUACAAGAGUUCCUGAACUGAUUUGAUGCUCUGAGUCUGAAGGACUAGUUGAACAAUGUACUCAAGGUUUUAACAAUUCAGUGUAGGCAUUGGCGUUUAAAGUAUGCAGCGGACAUUACAGUGUACUGAAUAAAAUUGUUUGCAGAA